Messenger RNA from Oncorhynchus keta (chum salmon), 569 nucleotides. Its product is annotated as equilibrative nucleobase transporter 1-like. The record is from RefSeq and is a predicted model, not a curated record. The transcript is spliced from 4 exons. Bases 51 to 569 code for a protein of 172 amino acids. NCBI's taxonomy places the organism in Eukaryota, Metazoa, Chordata, Actinopteri, Salmoniformes, Salmonidae.
CCUCACGCCCAACACCCACAUUCCCUACCCACUCCCUGAGGGCUUCACCUAUGGGUGAGAACUACAUCCACCUCCUCAGGACGUUCUUCCUCAUGCCCAACACCCACACCAACUACCCACUCCCUGAGGGCUUCACCUAUGGCGUAAGCCCUGGAAAGUCCAACAGCUACAACGUAGAGGAGAUUGAGAAGACGCGAGAGACGGGGAUGACAUCGGAGGGGGAGGGGCCAGCUGAGACCGACGACAUGCCCCUACAGCCUGAUGAUGGGCAGCAGUCGGAAGACUCUGGGAAAGUGGCCAGUUUCAGGAGCUGUGUGCAGUCGUGGUUCUUCCUGUGGCAUCUGGUGUGGCUGUCUGUCAUGCAGCUGAGACACUACCUCUUCAUCGGAACACUGAACCCCAUGCUCAACCGGCUGGCCGACAACGACUCAGCCCUGGUGAGUCAGUACACCAAUGCCUUUGCCUUCACCCAGCUGUGUGGGGUCCUCUGUGCUCCCUGGAACGGGCUCAUCAUGGACAGAUUACAGGGGAAGCUCUGGCUCCAGGUGGGUCACAUGGCUGUAGCUUAG